AACUAUCGCCUUUCUUCUGCUGAUUCACACAGUUCACAGGUGACAAUUUAAUUAAACAGUUUUUGCAAAUUUAAUUUUUUCAGCAUUUUAUCGUAUUAAUCAAACCGGGGUACGGAUAAGUGUAAUUUAAGUAGUGCAUCCUAGUACUCGUCUUCUUCGUUAACUUGUAUUAAUUAUUUCAUCAUCAUCAUCGGGAGAAUAUUUCCGGGUUCCUGGCUGAACUGAAGGAUUUUGUGAUUUGAUCUGAUUGAGUGAAAGUGAAGGUUAUCAUAAUCAGUUAUCAAUUAUCCGUUCGUGUGAACGACGCUGACGUUGUGAUAUUAAGACAUACAAUUUUUGUCAGUGGACUAUAGUUCCAUUAAAUUGAAGACUACAACGAUAAAAUGGAAGGCGGAGCAGAAAUAGGUGGUGGAGGUGGAAGCGUUGUUGCACCGGAUGAUGCAGUGAUGACGGUUACGGUCAAAACGCUAGAUUCACAAAAUCACCACUUUACUGUGGCUGUAAACAUGCUUGUGAAAGACUUCAAGAUUGAAAUUACUGGCAAAAUCGGUAUUCCAGCGGACAUGCAAAGAUUAAUAUUUCGAGGAAGGGUGCUCCAAGAUGAUAAGAAAAUGGGAGAGUGUAACGUGGCAGACAGCACGAUUCAUGUCGUUCAAAGAUCUGCGACUUCAACGCGAAGUAAUGAUGAGCCCCCUCCUGUCUCUGCUGCCUCCAGAAUGCCUGAUGGAAUUCAAGGUGGCUUAAUUAUUGCAGCACAAACUGGACCUCUCACUAACUUUGGUCCCAGAUGUAGUGCUGCAGCUCGACUUCAAGCAAGUAACCACAUGUUGGCACAAGCAUCGACAUUUCUCCGACGCAUGGAAGAAGAAGAAAGUAUUAAUUUGGGUGCCGCUGGAGCUGAUAAUGAAAAUCAGGUUGGCGGAUUACCACAUGAUAUGGAAGUAGAAGCCGACGAUGAAUUUGAAGAGGAUGUGAGUGGAGACUCUGGACAUUUUAAUAGUAUGAUGUCACAAGUGGCAAAUGCAACCGCAGCGUCAUUCGCAGCUGGAAUUCGUCCGCCAAUAUUAAACGUUGGAGGAGGAGCAGGAGGUCCACCUGCAUUUUUGAGGAAUGGUCAAUUUGGUAACGUGAUGGGUCCAAUUGGUCAAGGUCAACCUACCCCUGCUGGUAGUGGUACACCUAAUUCUGGGGGUAGUCGUACCCCCACUCCACAGAGAAGACCCGAAUCACCACGACUUCAAGAAAUGGCUAACGUUAUCGAAGGGAUUGUGAAUUUCAAUGAAAGGUUGACCCCAUAUUUACGAUAUCUCGAGACUACCUUAAGAUCAAAUUCACAAUAUGACAACGUGGAGGAGCAGAGAAGUGUUCAGUACUUGUUCGACACAGUUUCUACCAUAAUGCAUUUUAUGAGUCAUUCCUACCAUGCACUGAGUGACAUGAUUUGUGACUUUUCCACACCCGCAACAACUCGACGACUUCGUGCUGCGACCUCUGUUCUUUUAGAAACGUCCACUGUUUUACGAGCUUCUAUUCCUAUUGGUGUUGCGAAUGCUGCUGUGAAUAUGACUCCCAAUGUUACUGUUGCUGGAACAAAUCCAGAUGGAACAACUCAACAGCCUCAAAAUGUAACUCAACAACUGCCAUCUCAACCUCCAACAACGACAGGAAGUAGUACUGCACAAGCACCAAAUCCACAAAUAGGAACUCAAAAUCUUGCACAUGCAGUUACUCAACAAAUUUCACAAAUGCUGGGAGGAGCACGAGGUCCAAAUGGUCAAUUCAAUUUUGGAAACUUGGGUCAUGGAAAUUUUGGAGCCCAAAUACAUGUGGAUAUCGAACCAGGAGAUGAUGGCGGACAUGGAGCAAUUAAUAUUCAAGACUUUGCUCAUAUGUUGGGACCUAUGGCCGGUGGGAUGAUGAUGCAACAACAACAACCUAAUCAAAAUCAACCACAACCUACAGUGACAACUUCUACUACACCGGGAACAACAAGCAUCUCUUCAUCAAGUCGUAAUAAUAACAAUAGUAGCAACAAUGGAAAUCGCCCAGGAGGAGGAGGAGGAGGAGCUAGUAAUAACAAUGGACCGAAUAAUUUUCGAUUGCAACAAGGAGGAGGACCAUUUGAUGUUUUAGUCCCAUGUAAUUCUCACCAUGGAUGGAGAAUGCAUCCCUCUCCACGUCCAUCUGGAUUUAAGCAAUAUGUCGGAGAUAACUGCUCCCGUGAUGUGACUCCUCCAAGAUCGUCCUCAUCGUCGUCACAAGAAUUUUUAGCCACGACAUUAAAUGUUCUUCUCCAAUCUAAUUUGGUGUCAUUUUUGAGACCAGCAUUUCAAGACGUGAUAGUUAGUUAUCUGAUGAGAGGACGAGACGCCAAGAACAAGGAACAUUUAAAGUCUUGUGCAAAAAGAUUAGGCAGAAAAAUUACUCCAUUUUUGGAUAAUUUCACUAACAACGUGUCCAAUCGUGAUAUGACCGUUGACUAUGGCGAGACGUAUACUUCAAUAUUGACUAAUUUUCUGGCUGAAGUCUUCCAUUUAACUGUUACGCUUCCUUCAAGUGAACCAUAUCAAUACCAAUCUGCACUUGUGACUGCAUCUGAUAACUUGAUUCGUCAAAUAAUUUCAAUAUUUAAAUAUUGUUUCAAAGAAACUCCUCGUCAUGUUGAUGGAUUUGCAGAAUACAUUGUGGAAAUAGCGUUUUCAGGAUGUUCUCUCUUGUUACAAGAUGAAAUAAGGACAACACUGAUUCAAUAUUUUGGCUUACAUCAUUCUGCAUCCCCCGAUUCUUCCACACGUCCCAAUUGCAUAACGGAUAAAAAACCAAUUCCCACCCCAGCAGUGGUAGCAAGCAGUAGCGAUGCUACAAAUGCUGAACCACUAGCUUCAACAUCUACAAAUCGACCAAGUGGAUCCAUACCUAAAAUGUCUCCAGAAGUUGUGCCUCCAAAACAAGCAAAGCCAAGUUCUCCUGUUCCAAAAUCUACAGAUCAUGUCAUGGAAGACGAUUUAGAUGACUUUUUGGAUCUUAAUUCCAUCCCUAGAAACCCUGUCCUCCCAAAUACACCGCGUGGACAACAAGCCGGAAAUCUUAGUCCUUUUGAUAAUGCCUUACGAAAUAUUCCAACGGAAUGGGUGGACACUGUUCGUCACGACUUGACGCGACAACUCGGGAUGCCAGACCAGCCUCCAUUCAGUCCUGCUUAUUCUGGAAUAUUUUCAAGAAAAUCAUAAUUUUGCUAAUUCAAUUUUUAAAAAUUAGAAUCCAUUUCUGGAUUGAAAACGUCAUUUGAUUCAUUAAACUGAUUAAAAUUAUCCAAUUCCCUCAAGAAAAACAAA
This is a messenger RNA of Folsomia candida, 3335 nucleotides long. Its product is annotated as large proline-rich protein bag6. The transcript is spliced from 13 exons. NCBI's taxonomy places the organism in Eukaryota, Metazoa, Arthropoda, Collembola, Entomobryomorpha, Isotomidae. The record is from RefSeq and is a predicted model, not a curated record. The coding region runs from base 384 to 3230 and encodes 948 amino acids. Gene Ontology annotation, cellular component: BAT3 complex. Gene Ontology annotation, molecular function: misfolded protein binding; polyubiquitin modification-dependent protein binding.